This is a messenger RNA of Melampsora larici-populina 98AG31, 3573 nucleotides long. RefSeq lists its product as uncharacterized. The transcript is spliced from 8 exons. Lineage: Eukaryota; Fungi; Basidiomycota; Pucciniomycetes; Pucciniales; Melampsoraceae. The record is from RefSeq and is a predicted model, not a curated record. Gene Ontology annotation, biological process: positive regulation of transcription by RNA polymerase II; DNA-templated transcription; carbohydrate metabolic process. Bases 1 to 3573 code for a protein of 1190 amino acids. Gene Ontology annotation, molecular function: zinc ion binding; sequence-specific DNA binding; DNA-binding transcription factor activity, RNA polymerase II-specific.
AUGUUAAAGACUUCACAAUCCAAUAUCUCGCUCGAUCAAUCAGCGCCCAAUCUCACCUCUACCACAGCCAAGCGGAAACGGGCAGCUAAUGCGUGCAUCAGAUGUCGUACUCGAAAACAGCGCUGUGAUGGUCUCAGCAUCCCCUGUGUAAACUGUGCCAAAUCUCGAGCUGAAUGUAUUUUUCCAGAGGACGCUUCUGGUGAACAUUUGCUCAGAGAGCACAUUGCUGUACUCGAAUCUCGCAUCAGCGACUUAACUGUUGCUCUUCGGGAAGUUACCUCAGUCCAUGCUCCGAUCACUGGGAAUCGACCAUCCCAUCACGAGCCACCUAAGGGACCUAAGGCAACUGCCAGCGACACAGGGCCAGGGGAUGCUAGAAAAAACGGCAUGGUGAAUGAAGAUGACCUCGUAAACGGGAUCGGUUUCUUGAGCCUUACAUCCGGGGCUGAGCCGUUAGUUCUGCGACGUAGUACGGGUAGCUCCUCAGUGAGCGGUAGAAGUCUUAUUCCUUCCCAAUCUCUUCCGGAUCUCCCCGUGCCUACCGAGCGGCAACAUUCGAAAACGCAAUCUUCGUCUUCGUCUGUUUGUUCAGAUUCGUCAUCUUCUUCAGUACUGCCUUUUCGGAUUCCCCUUGACAUUCGACCGAAGUUUCUAUUCCCAUUUCUGCCCACAUCAAAAUCUUUAUCGAAUGAGAUAUUUGUAACCGUGUAUUCAACAAUCCAAUCCCGCUACAGUUUCAUGAACUUUGCAUUAUUAAGAGUUUGGCACGAACAACGAGAUCUAUUCUGCGGAUCUCAGGAAGUUCAAGAAAGUGAUGAACGUACCGCUGCCUUCUUUUUAUGGCUCACAUAUGCCAUUGGGGUUAGACUACUAGAGGGACGCGGCAAAGCGCUGGACGGCUUAGCAUCGCAUGAAGUUCGUAUCAUCCAUCACGCAUGUCGUACCAUCUUUGAGGAGCAUUUACAUCUGCUAACCUUGAAUUUGACGCAGCAUUAUUUUCAGGCAGCGCUUCAAUACUUUGAUCAUGUCCAAUCCAACAUCACCACGAUCCAAGCGCUUCUCUUUCUAGCCAUGUACUCUUUUCGUUCAGAAAAAGGACUUUCAGCCUGGCAUCUUAGCGGCUUGGCGAUCAGAACUGCACUUGAGCUUGGACUACAUCGAAAAACACCAAGAAAUAAAACGAAGCACCCUUGGGAGGAAGAGACAAGAAAAAGAGUCUGGUGGAGCGUAUAUUGUCUGGAAAGGACUAUAGCGCUACAGCUUGGAAGGCCAAUAGCAAUCCAAGACAAAGACAUUGACAUACCGCUCCCCUUAGAUAUUGACUGCUUCGUCACAGAUGCGCAUAAGAUUCGAGAGAGGGAAACCGCCAUUGAAACCGCCCUGAGAGAAUCUAACACCACCCUUGAAGACCAUCCCUAUCCAUUGGGCAUCACUUCCAUGUCAUCGUCCCUGCAUCACAUUCGAUUACGCCAGAUAUUAACCAAGGUCAAGGAAACCGUCUAUAACCAUCAAGGUGACAAGAGAGAGGAUGUUUUCCGAAAAAAGGAAAACUUGGGAAAACUUGUCGAGGAGCUAAACACGUGGAGAAAUAAUAGCCCCAAGUGGCAGCGUGCUGACAGGGAAGGUGAACCGGCUCAUCCUGAAGAUCCAGGUAACCUUAUUUAUGGACUCGCCAAUGAACCGUAUCCAAAGGCGAGAGAAAUGAAAGAUUACACAAGAAACCCCAAAAAGCCUCCAUAUGUGUAUGAUUGGUUUGAUUUGCAGUACUACAAUGCAAUACAGCUGUUGCUUAUUCCGUACGCGCUGACGGCAGCUCCAGGGGAUCCUUAUCUUCAUCAAGCAGUCAUAGCAGCUAUGCAAUCAUGCGAACUCCAGAAUCAAAGGGUCAAAAGGCGAUCAACAAGCCCAUUAUCGAUUUACAUGCUUCAUAAAUUGUUCAUGACAGGUAUUUUUCUAUUGUGGGCACUUGACAAAGACCCAGAAGUCAUUUUGAUGCUUGAAAAAUUCCCAGAAAGCCUUGGAGCAUAUACGAAAGAAUCAAACAGUGAAGCUCCUGAUGACCCUAUCGCUUCCUGUUCAAGGGCUUUGUGGGUCUAUGCUGAGCAUUAUCCUGAAGUCAAGACAUACUCCGAAUGUUUUGAUCAAUUGGUUCUCGACCGAAAAGAAAUAUGGAAAGACAGUCAUCUUCGCAGGUCUUCCUCGAACAAAAAGCAACACCGACGUGGAUCGCCGUAUCCCAACAAGUCCAGCACUACACUCGCAGCUAACAAGACUCCAUCACGCGGGCAAACCUCACCCAUGCGAGAUAAUUCUAAAGCUCAUCAACCAAGUGUUAGAUUUAUCAGUCCUCUUGUGAAUACAAUUCACGGAGCUAUACGCAACAUUGGCGAUCGUAGUCGGGAUGUGAAUAAAUCUGGUCCCAGCCUAACGCGUUUAUUAGAACAGAACCAUGGCUUGGAGGAGAUGAAUUAUAGCCCAUCUGGAAAUCUUGCGUUAGAAAUUGCACAGUCAGACCCACGCAUAGAGUGCCAUUUCAAUUAUGAAGAGUUAGAUAUGGUUGAAUGUGUGAUGCCAGCCAGGAAUUCAGUGAUUGUGAAAAAAGAUGAUAAUCCUCCAGAUGAAGAUUAUUUGCUAGAAAGUAGUCAAUCUUCUCAAACAGUCUCAAGGGGUGAAUUUAGGACGGAUACCCCAUCCGGAGAAACAAGGGAGAUGUAUCCUGAUUUUCAUUACAAUCUCUCAGAGAGGGAUAGACAAAUAUUUCCAGCUCAUGAUCACAGGAGGAAUGAAGGUAGUACAGAAAUAAAUCCAAAUGAUUAUUUCACCUCCCAAACUCCUGAAGAUUCACAUGAAGGAUGUUUUACACAGUGUCAUCCUCUCUCCAAUUAUCAGGGGUAUCCAUCAGAGCCUUAUUUGGAAUUGGAUCAGUUAGACUCUGCCUUCCAGAACCCAUCCAGUACAACCCUUGAUGAAGCUGAGUUUUCUGCCCUUGGGUAUCCUUCAACACCAUCUUCUCAAAUGAACUACACAUCAUCAUUACUUUGGGGGCAUCACCAAAGAUAUAUCAAUGAGUCCCAUUCUGGAUCACAAGAGGUGAAGGAAAGCUUCAAUCAAAUGGUCCCACAUUUCAGUUCUAGUCAUACCAAUUCAACUAAUUUGGGAGAUGAAUAUCAAUCUACAAGUAACAGAACAGAUUCAUCAUGCUCCACUAGACCAGUAUCCAAUGCCCAUGAAGCAUCCACAGACCUAUACCCACUAUCACAAGAUCCAAGAGAUACUUAUUGUAUGGAAAGAGUAGAUAGGUCUGUAAAUAACAAUGUCAAGGAAGAAUCAGGACAACAGGUAUACACCCAAACUGAGCCUGUUUCAAAGAAUCAAAGUACAUCAGGGAAUGCCUUAUUGAUGUCCUUCAAUACAUUGUUUGCUGCAUCUCAAUCUUCACAGCAUCCUUUCUUAGGUGGUAUGGGAGAUGUAUCAUUUUGGAAUGCUUUACAAGAUGCUGCUGCUACAGAGCAAGAGGGCGGGACAGAAGGAGAGCACAAGAAUGGCGGUUAUGAUGUAUCUGAACAGUUUUGA